GGUUCUAGGCGAUGUAGUACGGCCGUGACGGCCGUACGGUUCUGGUAGUUUAUUUAGUGACGCUAGGUUCUGGGUGUCUGGGCUGCAGCAGCUCUUGAUUCUGAGGCUUUGGCUCAUGCAGGAGUUUCAAAAUGUUUUGAAGGCCGAACUGCCUCGGCCUUCGAAGUUUGCUUCUCACACCCCGCACUACUCCCAUUCAUGCUAGGUUUACAUCUCGGCGAGUGCGUGAAGAGUCUCGAACUGCACUUGAACCUGACUUCACCGCGUUGUCUUUCGCUUCUGGCUUAAGCGUCGUUUUUCGCUUCUCUUGUGUGGUAUUUGCCAGGGCGAAACAAGCGCGAAGAUGCAGUGGUAUUUUUUGUUUUUGGUGAAAGACGAAAGUGGCCAGGAGUCGGCAGAGCAGUACCUCGACCACUUCACGGCACGGGCAAGUCGUGCUGCUGGACACAUACGUCUAGCAGCGAGGCACGUUGACCGGCUUGCUCCUGAAGAGAGCUUCCACUACGUUUUCGUGCCGGUCCUCGUGAGCAGCUUCGAAGGCCUGCAGUCGACAAUUUCCUGGACUAAGACGACAUUUGACACAUUCCGAGGGGAUCUACGGCGAUCCGUUGAGAAAGUCAAGCAACUCAAAGACCUCUACCAGCUUUCGUCAGAGUUGACCAAGAGGGAAGCUGAGAGCGUGGCAAAGCUGAUCCAUGACCUGCUGGACAGAUUGCCCAUCUUUGGGACAUUUAUGUUGGACGCAGUGCUCGACGAAGGCCUCUUUGACCAGUUGGACGUCAAGGGCAGUGUGCCGCUGUACGGAGCCCUCCUGCGGCUGUGGAAGUGGCACCACACACCACUCCUGGGUGGCGGCGCUCGCUUUGCACCCUGGCGGGAGCUGCUCAGCAUCGGGGAGGCCCCCGUCUUAUCCAGCCAGUUGCCCCUGUGGAGAGGAUUGGCCAAGGUGGGAAAUGGUGCACCUUUUGGCCACUUUGAGAUUGAGUGGUCGGGGCCCUCUGCCGAGCCCUUCCUUGGAGUCGGAGCAUCCCACCAAGAGGACAAUCUUCUGUGGAGCUGCGCCAUUGAGGUCCUGGAUGAAUUUGACUCUGAGAGUCUUCCAGCACACCUGCUAUGUCCGGUGCCACUCAGGCUGGUGACUAAGUCAGCCUGUGUGAGCAAGGCCUCCAAGUUCCUUGCAUACUGCAUCGCCAAUCCAGAGAGAUGUGCAGUUGUCCGCCUGUCCUACUGGGAUGUGUGCGACCUGAAGAGCGGGCCCCCCCAAUGCACCAGCCGCACUUGGAGGACAGCAGUUCAGACAGGCCAGUGGCUGCAGGAUCCUGCUGCUCAGGAGCCAAGCGGGAGCCUUCACUUUGUGCUCAUCCCGCACCGCAGUUCGGUGAUGCUGCUUCCACUGCAGAAGUUGCCCCCAGCCCCGGUGUUGAGCCUCAGUUUCGCAUGCAGCAGACCAGGAGGCAGCUAUGCACCAAUCGCACCUGACGAGCAGUUGGAUUGUCAACUCAUCCAAGGAAUACCACUAGUUUCAGCGACCAGCAUUUUCUCGUCGGUGCAGCAAAUGAACACUGCUUUCCUGGCACCCCCGAGAGAUUUCUUAGGUGAUAAAGGCCGGACCCUUGCAGAUGCAACAGGGUUUGGGAGUGCCUCUUGGGAGCUGUCCAUCAGUCUGGCUGAUCUGGUAGUGGACAGCACUGCUGUCUCGGCUCCUGCAUCAGAGAGGAGCAAUCUCUCGAGUUUGGAGAAAUGUCAGCUUUCAGAAGUGAUUGGGGAUCCUUCGGACUGGCCAGAGCGGAGAGCCCUGCUCCUGAGCUCAGCUGACAUGGCCAAGCUCUCUGACAACUCAACGAUGACUAGAAGUGGCUCAGCUCCGAAGACCAUAGCUGUGUCAGCAAAGGACAUCCUGAGAUUUUUUGACGAGUUGGGGAAUGCCAAGAGGCCACCGUUGGAAGCAAUAAGCUACGAGAGAGGCCUUGCAGCCCCCUCGGUGGACAAAGAGCAGUUGAAGAUAGCAGAGUGGCCACGGUGCCUCCAGUGCAGGUACCACGACGUGUAUUACAAUGUGGACUCGAAAAGCUACGAGAGUUGCGGCCAAUUUGUGGGAGAAAGGACCCCACUGGAUGAAACUGCCACAACCUGCAUUCCGAACCGGGCAUCGUCGGUGCUUGCCAUCGCCGAGGUGACCGCCUCGGCAGCAUCUUCCUGUGGCUCGUCCCCCAUCCCCCGGAAAAGUGGGCGCAAAACAUCGUCCACCGCGCCCGUCGGAGACAGUGUGCCGAGCGGUGCCGACGAACUGCGAAGAAGUCCUCGAAAGAAGUGCACCGUGAUUGCGGGCCAGCGGACGACAAGCUCAAGACUACGGAGGAGUCCGCGAAAAGCUGCAGCGGAGAAGUCUGCCACAGGGAGGCUGCAGCAGGUGACGCAGGCCAAGAGCCCAAGGAGACUGGACUUGGAGAGGGUCAGACGGAGAGGUGAAAUGCAGGCUCCAGUGGCAUCACCGACAAACCCCAACAGUUCAGCAGCCACUCGCAAGCUGCGGCUGAAGCUGCGCGUUGCCGUGGCCAAUGCACUCGAGCAGAAUGGAGUGCCGCAGAGGAGCUUGCUGUUCAAGUCCUGCGGGAAGAAGCUGUUUGCUAUCUGCUGGACCUUCGCUGAGGACCUUGUCGGUAGUGGACGGGUGAGCCGGCUCUUGCAAAAUAUUGCGGAUGCACAUGUGAAGCAGGUGGUGGAAUUCGAGCGGCUCAAGUGUGGCUUUAGCGACUCCUGACAUGAUUCUGCCGCAUUGGAGUCUGGCUUCUGCCCGCUAACACCACACAUUUGUCCACAAGCCCUCGGACAGUUUGUACAUAGGAGGAAACAAUGAGUGUUCUACAACCAA
Molecule: messenger RNA, 2872 nt
Organism: Ixodes scapularis (black-legged tick)
Lineage: Eukaryota; Metazoa; Arthropoda; Arachnida; Ixodida; Ixodidae
Product: mdm2-binding protein
Exons: 20
Coding region: 344-2761 (805 amino acids)
Biological process (GO): protein localization to kinetochore; regulation of protein ubiquitination; traversing start control point of mitotic cell cycle
Cellular component (GO): kinetochore
Source: RefSeq, a predicted model, not a curated record